AUCAAAUAUGCUGUUUUCACGGACCUUUAUGUCAUUUUUCCAAGUUCACUAAUAGGAAGCUCUAAAACUUCUCGCGAAUCGAUAAAAGCCUAUCACAAAUCUUGAAUAAAUAUUACCUCACGUUCUUCACAACAUUAUAAAUAAGCAAAUUUAAAGUUAAUUUCUUUUUCAAUACUCAUCAAGACUAAAUAUCUAAAAGUAAAACAAUAAUAUUUGAUAAAAAAAUAUGAAUCAUCGUUGAUUUAUUGACAUACCGUUAAUAAUUACAGUUGUAUGAAAAUUCACUGUUACUCGCGUCUUUUGUCUUUAACAGUUUUAUUAGAAAUUUUAAAGAGAAGCAAAAUUUUCCACACGUGAAUAUAACAACUUUGGCAGAUUUUAUACUUUUCGCUUUAAGAUUAAUUUUACCGACGAAAUGUAAUCAUAAAACUGAAUUAUCGAUAGUGAACAAUUUGGACUGAUCGUGAGAUACUUCAGCGCUAUCUAUGCAAAGUUAACAACGAGUUUCAAUCAUAGUAAUACAUAAUAUUGCCUUCAAUUUAAUUAUUUUUAAUUGAUUAAAUUUAUUUUUGUAUAUAUAUAUAGUUAUAUAUUUAAAAUUAUUUAAUAUAUGUAUAUACAUAUAUGUCUGUUCGUAUAUUUACCUUUAAAUUAGUUUUAGAAUCAUGUGCUACUUUUUUUAGCAUGAAUUGAAUUUAAUAUGAUAAAUUAUCUAGUCAAGAUCAAUAAGGUUGAAUUUUAUAAAAAUAAUUUUAAUACUACUUGAUUUUUAACUAUCUCUCAAAGUAAAAUAAAUUUAUAAAAAUAUUAUUACUUCGCGCAUAUGUAAAAAUUUAUCGAGUGACAAAUAGUGUUUACAUUGUAAUGCAAGAAACGUGACUGAAUAAUAGGUUAUAUUUUAGAAAUAUUAUAAGAAAGUAUACUACAUAUAUGAUGACUGAAAUUGACAAAAAUAACCUCAAGGGUUUCAAAUCAUUAUGGAUUCAUUUCAAUGAAAAGAACUUAGAUAGACAUCAAUUGUUUUUCAAAAAGCAUUGGAUAAAAAAACAAGAACCCGAUUAUCCAAGAGGUAGAACUUUAUUUGUUUUAAAUGUACCACCUUAUGCUUCGACAGACUCAUUAAAGAAUGCAUUUACAAGAAUUUGCGGUGAAGUAACAUCCGUUGUAUUUACAAAACUAGUUGGAUUUAGAACAGCUUAUAUAGUAUUUAAUAAUGAAUCUAGUUUAGAAAAAGCAUUGAAAUUAUCAAACGAUUAUGUGAUAUGUUUAAACACAGAAGAAGAAACAUAUUUAACAGGUUUAGCAAAAUGGUGUAACGAAUACAAUGAUUCUAUACGAUCAGAAGAUGACAUAAAAAAAGAAAUAAAUAAAUAUAUGUCUAUGUAUGAUCAGCAAAUUGCAGAUCGUAUUGCAAAACAGAAAGCUGAAAAAGAUAUGGAAGAAGAUGGAUGGGUGACAAUUACAAGCAGGAAGAAAAGAGGUCAAUUUGCACCUAGUAGAAAGGAAUCUACUAUAAACAAGAUACAAAAUAAAGAAGAACAAAAAAAUCAGAAGAAACAAUUGCUUAAUUUUUAUACAUUCCAAAUUCGUGAAUCGAAAAAACAGCAUUUGGCAGAAUUACGAAAAAAAUUUGAAUUAGAUAAGAAAAAAUUACAGGAACUUAAAAAGAAACGAACUUUUAAGCCAUUUUGA
Vespa velutina is the source of this 1692-nucleotide messenger RNA. Its product is annotated as ribosomal RNA-processing protein 7 homolog A. Gene Ontology annotation, biological process: ribosomal small subunit assembly; rRNA processing. The transcript has 4 exons. The record is from RefSeq and is a predicted model, not a curated record. Gene Ontology annotation, molecular function: RNA binding. Lineage: Eukaryota; Metazoa; Arthropoda; Insecta; Hymenoptera; Vespidae. Gene Ontology annotation, cellular component: CURI complex; UTP-C complex. Bases 931 to 1692 code for a protein of 253 amino acids.